Molecule: messenger RNA, 3864 nt
Organism: Saccharomycopsis crataegensis
Lineage: Eukaryota; Fungi; Ascomycota; Saccharomycetes; Ascoideales; Saccharomycopsidaceae
Exons: 1
Coding region: 1-3864 (1287 amino acids)
Source: RefSeq, a predicted model, not a curated record
AUGGCUCCUCGUAGACGCAAGCAGACUUUCUCUAACCAAAAAAAGGCCCGUGGUAGAUCCAAAACCUCAUCAUCAGUCAAAUCUCGCCCCUUUCAUGUCCUCAAAUCUGCCCCGGUUACCGAAAAUUUUGUCAACCAUGGUCUCCACGAAAUUGCAAGACAAUUACCACGUCUCGUGAGGAUCCCAGCCCUCAUUGAAGACUGGGAAUACCUAAAAGACGCCGAUGGUUCGUUAACCCUUGACCUCGAUGCCCCGAUUCCUAAUCCUUCUGUCAAUGCUGCUGCUGCUAACUCCGGGGUGCCUGGUGUUGUUAACUCCGAUGACACUUUGUCUUGCCAUGACCCAUCUUACGUUGAAUUACCUUAUGGUACUUACCUUGCUCACGGCUAUGGUAGCACCGCUACUGCUAGAAUGGCUGGUCCCGGUAACUACGUUUCCAGUUGCCAACAAUCAAUCAACUCCAAUGUAUUGCUCGAAAAAGUCACUCGUGGCACUCUGAAGAAAUUACGGGGAAUGUUGAGUUCCGCUAUUCCUACUGCCUCCAUUUCCAAAAAUAACUCUUCCAAAAAAAAGAAUUUCAUGUCCAAAGAUAUUAGCAAUAAUACUACCUCUCCUAUCAUGGCCCGUAUGGCCAAUGGGUUCCUCAAACCACAAAAGAAGUAUUUCGAUACUAGGCUUGAGCUUGCUGAAUUCUUGGAUGAAUUCAAAAUCUCCAGACCCGGCUUCUGCUGUGAUAAGAGAUGUCUGUUCUAUCACUUGGGAUUGGGGGAUUUCAGAACCGCUAGAAGACAUAUAUGGAUGCAUUGCCAUGAAGUGGUCACUCGUGGCAAGGGCAAAGGUACCGGAGUGAUUUAUCCACCAUCAGAACGCUCAAAUGAUCCAAGCUCAGAAUCAGACCUGAGUUUUAAUAGUAAAGGCCAUGACUCUCUCCAAGAAACUUCCUAUGAUACCCAUAGUUCACCUCCUAGUUGUUUUGCCUACAACAGUUGGUGUCAACCCGAAACGGUGUAUGAUAACUCCCUCGGAGUUCCAACUCCUCCAAAUUCAUCUGUUGCUUCCAAUCAACCCCCAUCUAAUUGGGGAGAAAGAGAAGGAGUGUUGCCUGGUUGUAUUCUCAGCACUUUUUAUUUAAUGUUCCGUUACAAGUGCCUUCAAUGUGGUGAUGUUUGUUACAUAGAUAAUGCCAAAGAUCAUAAAAAAGUCUGUACCCUUCACCCCUCACAAGCUUCUGCCAAAAAAAAUGUGAAUCCUAAACUCCGCUCCAAGAAAUUCAAAAAUCAAUACCAUGUCAUGUUAAAAGGUUCUACUAAAGAUAAUCCCAGCUCCAGCUCCAGUGAUGAGGAGACCAACACUGAUAGUUCCAAUGGUAUUACCCAGUACCAUGACAGUGGUUCCCAUGAUGAUGAUUCCGAAAACGAGGGUAAUUUAUUUAGUGGGGCAUCCAGUACUAAUGUUCAAGAUAGUUCCCUUGUACACAAUAAUCAAAGCCAUACAAAUUCUGGAUUCGGGGGGUUUUCUUCGCUAUUUUCCCUUAACUCCCACCACGGAGUUUCCGGAAAGAAUGUCGAAGUGUUAUAUGUCAAUCACCGGAAAUGGCUGGUUAACUUUCGAAUUGGAAACAAAAUUCAUUACGAAAUUGCUUGUUCCAAUAAUCAUUCAUUAGACACAAAGACCCUGGCUGUGUUGCGCUCCAAUAGCAGUAGAUCGACGGAAAGCAGCUGUUCCCGGCGGCGUCAGCGGAAUGGCACGUUAGCCGAUGAACACAUUUAUGAGAGUGAUCAAGGCGAUAACCUCAGAAAAAAAAGGCACCGUGGUUCCAAAUCCAUUAUUGGUUAUGCUGAUGAUGAGGAAAAAAUUUCUCGUUCAGUUGGCCAUAGUAAUGUGUUGAAUAAUGCGGUUUUUCCUCAACUGAAAUAUUGUACUAGUUCUAGUGGGCAAAGCACAGAUGACGAGGAAGAUAAUAACAAUGAUGAUAGUGCUGCUGAUACUGAUGCUGAUGAUGAUUAUGGUGAUGAUUCUGGUGAAAUAUCUUCAAUCUCAAUCACCUCAACAGAGACUGAUAAUAAUAUUGGAGACAAUAAUGAGGAUGAAGAUGAUAAUGAAGAUUCUGAAAGUGUUACUUUUAAUGAAGACGUCAAUGAUAAUGAUACCUCUGGGUCUGUUGCUGACCAUGAAUUUAGUGAUGAUAAGGACUCCUCAGGGAUUACUUAUUCUGAGAAUGAUGAAGAAGAUUAUUAUGAUAGUCAUUAUCAAAAAGCUGAAGAAUCUGUCGAUUUUUUCAAUGAAAGACAUGGGAGCACAUAUACUGAUGAGGCUAGUAAAUCAGGCGGUCAAUCAAAAUCACAUUCUUUUGAUAUUCUGAAUGGCCAGGAAAGCAAGAAAUAUGGAUUGACUUCAGAUUUUGAAAUUCAAUAUAUUGACUCAAAUAUCCAAAAUGCAGAAAGGUUAACCAGUACAGAUUGUUCGCUUUAUAAUCCAGAACCUUUCAGUUACGACUUCUGCAUCAAUGCUGAUUCUAAUCACAAAAACAAUUUAUUUUCAUUUGGCUCCUUCCAAUUAUUUGGUGACUCCAAUAGCGAUAAUGUUGACUCUGACUGGAAUUUAGAUGAUUAUCUUGAUGAUUUUUCAAAGGUUUGUUCCACAGACCUUAGUAGUAGUCAGGAGGUCCAAGUAAUUAAUCAAUCUGCUGAGCUGGUGGUUGGCAAUUAUCCAGACAAGCUGGUAGAUAAUCUGACUAUUCGAAUGGAUUCCACCAUCGGGACCAUAAUGAAGUGUGAUAAAUUAGAAUCAGGCGUUAUUCCAUGUGACCUACCUGUCAAAAGAGCAAAAGGUGUGUUUGCUGCUGAUAAUAGUUCCGCUAAAGCUUCCUUUGAAAUUCCGUUGCUGGCAAGUUAUGUUGAACAUGUUGAAAUAAAACCACAAAAUAAUGGGGAAUCUAAAGGGCAGCUAAGGGACAUGAUCUCUAAUAAGCCUACUUACCCAUUGUUUGAAAGAAAUAAAGAUAAACUCCUUGAGUCUAAUGAAUCCUUGAACGCUGCGGCUGCCACCGAUAAUGCUAAUAAGCUGGAAUUGGCCACUUGUGAUAAAAAUACUCUGUUGAAAAGUGUGGUUACUUUCUAUUCUUUUACUAAUUCUUCUGGGGAUGAUUUAGUCUUUAGAAGCUUUGAUUCUACUCCGAGUGUGAGAACUCUGGUUUCCAGUUCACCAACAGCCAUUACUCCAGAAAGUCUGAUAGCCAGUCCUGGUAUUGUCUCCAAUAAUACUUCUAUCCCAAAAUCGUUGACUCGUGAACACAAGCCGCCACACAUCAUGGCUCCUCCAGAACCCAUGACCAAUUCGAGAUACCUCAAUUCAUAUACCCCUAAUACUGCCUCAUCAUUCCUGAAAGGUGUUGAAGGCUUUCCAAUCGCUAAUUCCAUUAUACCGAAGAAUGAGGUGGUUACUUCUGGCUUUGUUUAUCAAACGCCUACAGAAGCCACAAAUCCAUUUUAUAAACCAAUUAAUUUCAUCACCAAACAUGGGAUGCUCUCUCCACUCCCUAGUAAUGGGAAUGCUAGUAUUAUGAGCACUCCAUCUGGGCAUAUGGCUGGAAACACAAUUACACCAAUAACUACUGUUCAAAAUGUUCCACCUUGGUAUUGUGAGCUGACUACCACGAGUAACCUUUUUGGAGGAAUUGUGCCUGUACCUUUGCAGCUUCCAACUGACUCACAAUUCCUGAUUCCGUACUAUCAUCUUCCAAAACAAGAGCUUCUUUGCCACAAUGAUACCUUGGGUUGUGGAGGACAAUUGCAAUCACCGGCCCCGAUCCAUCGCUCAAAUCCUAUAAUCAAAAGAGAUCCAGAAUCAAACCCUAUUAAUUAA